This is a messenger RNA of Vollenhovia emeryi, 3662 nucleotides long. RefSeq lists its product as uncharacterized. The record is from RefSeq and is a predicted model, not a curated record. Bases 238 to 2088 code for a protein of 616 amino acids. The transcript has 7 exons. Lineage: Eukaryota; Metazoa; Arthropoda; Insecta; Hymenoptera; Formicidae. Gene Ontology annotation, cellular component: cytosol; nucleus. Gene Ontology annotation, molecular function: mRNA binding; RNA 7-methylguanosine cap binding.
AGUUGCGCGGUCUAUCUGUAUAAAAUCUAUGGUUCUGCAGCACCACACAGCUUGACACAGCUGUAACGAGCAAAUGUCUGCCGCUAUGGUUAAAGUUUUAUUUGUAAACCGUAAACUUGUUACCGCGGUUGUAUGCUGAAAGCCGUAGUUCACAAAACGAUCAGGUCGUCUAUAAAAGUCGCGAUAUCCUCCGACUUUUCCUAGCGAUAUUUGAGUGUCUAACGCAUUUGUGUCGCAAUGGAGGUCGAGUACGACGAACCUUCGGACGUUGAGAUGGUGCCUAUCUCAGAAAUAGAGAGGACCAAGGCAACAUUAGAACCAGAACCACGGUUGCAGACAUUUGGUAUUCCCGAGAGAUCCGUGGACACAUUUACAACAGGUAUAGAUAUAUUCAGCAAGGAGGAAAAAUUGAAGAUGGAGGAGCGAGCAAAGCGUUUUGGCUUGACGGAAAAAUGCAAAGAAUUGGCAGAGCCAGAGGAGGAUCUAUACAGCAGCAUGGGUAUUGUGGACGACGGUGAGAAUACAAAGAACAUCAGGUUGAAUGUAAUUCACAUGAGAGGAACCGAGGAUAUGAGCACUAAAGAUGUAUUCAAAUAUUUCCAAGAUUAUGCUCCGAUGUCGAUUGAGUGGAUCAACGACAUAUCAUGCAAUGUGGUCUGGUUUGACAAUCUAACGGCAGCCAGAGCUGUGCUGGGAUUAUCAAAAAGAAUUGUCGGUAAUGUUGCAAAAUAUUCAGAUCGAGAGAACAAUGAUUCCGAGAACAGAAAAGAGGACGUGGCGAAAGCGGAUGAAGAAAAUGAGUCUGUCGAUACGAACAAGGAUGGAAGAAACGAGAAUUGCAUAAGCAUUAAAGAUAUCGACUGUCCGCUACCCCCUGGUAUAUGGAGGAAAGGUAUCGAUUAUCCCAAGUCUAAAGGAAUCUUCUUGAGAUUUGCCACCAGGGCGGAUAAAAAGCAGGUCAAUGCGGAGAAGAGAAGCGAAUAUUACAAGAAGUAUGGGAAUCCCAACUUCGGAGGUCUCAAGGGAAUUCUAACGGAAUCUCGUAAGCGUGUAUACAAGCAGACGAAACAGAAGCGCAAUUCAUUGAGCGAGGACAAGGAUCAGGACCAGUCAAAGAAUCCGUGGGGUGCGUUGUCCGAGACGUGGGGCAUGAAUGAUGUCGUGGAGGACGAUUUUCUCCCGAGGAACGGCGCUCGAGACCAAGGACGUAACAUAAAGGAAAGAUUGGGUCUCAAAUACGUGGAAAAGGAUGCGGUUCCGACGGAGAAGUCGAGUGACGCCAGUUCGAGUAGCGACAGCGACGAUGAUUGGUGUAAACGGAGUAAGAUUCCCCGCAUGCGGAUGCAUGCCGACGACGAGGAGGAAAAAGUACAGAAGCGUCGAGCGAAGCUUCGGUUCCAAACGAUUCUGAAUAACUUGAAUAGCAGCGGUGACUUGCGAUCAAAGUUGGGAAGGUCAAAAACGAAAACGCAGUACCAUGAUCCCAUUCAAGUAGUGGUCACGAAUACGAACGUGACAAGUUCGAAACGCGACAAUUCCGGGGUAAUUCGGCAGCAGGGCCAUCAGGUCGUGCAAGAAGUACAGUCAUCGGAGAGAGAAGAGGGGGAGUGGCAGGAGUCUGAAGCCGAGGACGGUCAUGAGGAGGAGGGAGACAAGGAAGAGCAGAGACAUCUCCAGCACGAUCUGAUGAAUGCGGAGGAAGAACGAGAAGAAGGUGAAGAUGAGGAGAAUGAGGAGGAGGAGGAGGAGGAGGAGGAAGGGGAGCACAAGGAGGACGACGAGGAUAGUGACGAAGAGGACAGUGACGUGCCUGCUAAGGAGAUUCAGGGUCCUAAAGGAAGCGUGAUAAAGGUAGUCCCGCCCAAGCGACGCAUUGCUUCCACUGUGUGGGCGAGAUUGAAUCAUGUGAAAAGCGAAGCCAGUGACAGCUAUUUGAAAAAGAGGUCUGUGGGCAGCCGCGACUUGAGGAGUACCCUGAAAAGCGGUGAUCUACGAUCGCGCAUCGGAAAUCAUACUAGAGGACGUUCUCCAUUGAGAAUAGAAGUGAAAAACGAUAAAUACACAAGAGACGAUAGUGACGGAGAGUGAUCUCUGUAUGAAUUAAUUAUUCGAAAGUUCGAGACCUGUAAAAAGAGCGCGCUCAUUAUUCAGAUGUAUAAUUUUAAGACUUUCGUAAUACUUUAUAACAGUUACGGUGGAAUAGUUGUAAAUUACAUAUGGGAUAUAUUUAGAUUUACAUACCUUACGAACCUAAUGAAGUUUUUCUUUUUUCAUCAUUGGAAAAAUUGCGAUUGCUUGACGCAUAUGUGUACCAUAUGAAUGUAUCAUGAGGGGAGGAAAAUAUCAGUAUAUAUAAAAAAUUGUAUUUCGUACUCUACGUUAAUGAUCGAUCUUCCAAUAGUAUCAUUAUUGUUUUUAUCAGACAGAUAACGAAUGCCUCCGAUAAUGUCCCGUGUAAAUGUGACACAGAUCGUAUAUCUACGAGUUUAUGUAUAUUUCUGUAGGCAGAGAGGGAAGCGGGUAAACUAAAUUUGACUGAGAUAUUUGUGCAAUUAUGGAAAAAGAAAAAUUUCGAAGAGAGAUUUGUUUUAUGUUCUCUGAAGUACAUGUAAAACAUGUACCUUUUGCACGAAGAAUGUCAGAUAAAAGUAUAGUUUCGUAAGAUCUCAGAAUGACGACUUGAGAUAUUUUGUAAAGGCAUCUCUAUUGAUCCAGGAUAAUACUCCAUGUCACAGCUAGAAGGAGACAAGUGACAAAAGAAAUAAAUGAUAAUCUGUAUGCCGUAUUACAGUUCCGUCAUUUCUCCGAAACGUUCUUUUAUCGUUCAAUUUUACAGGCGACAAAUUCUACUAGGUAACGCGAUAUAAUAAAAUGUGACCUAUGCGAAAAGCGUGUCGACUUUUAUUUUGUUACCUUCUAACGUGACAUAAACUAAAAUCAAAACUAACGAACAGUGUUGCUUUCAAAAUUUGCAGGGACGAAUAACAUGACAAAGCGAGUAAUUAGCCAAUAAAGCCUUUUAUAUUAGCACAAUAAUAGUUGGAAUAGCUAUGUAAAAUACAACAGUCGACGAUGAUAAUUUAAUUAACAUGAAUAACGAUACGUCACGUGUGACAAUCAUUUAGAACAGCAAUCGAGUCGAGGUAAUAAAAAAUCAUAGAGAAAGAGAGAACACAGUAAAUACAUUUAUUUCUCAAAUAGCUGCUUAGCUACAUUCAUAGGUUCUUAGGUUUUUAUAAUCUUCUUGACUUAGACUUUCUUAUUGUUUCAUAAUUUUUCCCGUUCAGUUACAUAUUUUUGAAAAUAUAAUUCGCGCAAAUCGAAGCGAUUGUACUCGACAGUGAACUUCGAAACGGUUCAUUCGCCACUUUUGCAACUGUUUAAUCUUAAGCUGCAUUCUUUGACAUCGGUACUCGCGAUCGUACUGCGUAUUUGUCGAAUAAACGACGCGUUUAAAAUCACAUUUUAAUUUUAACCGCAUAUCAUUCGAUCAUUCUCGCCUGCGCGAUAACUUGUACGUCGGGCGUAAGAUUACGUUCAUAAUAAGCGGCGUUAAAGUCUACGUAUCAAAUGCCUCAAUUUUGACUCCCUGAUUACCUCAUUUAAUUGUACUUUACGCUUGCGAGAGCGUCGCUUUUCUUUUAAUAAAAUUUUCCCGAAAA